AUGGCAGGAACUUUUGGAAGAAGCAGAAGCAAGUUUCAGAGUUGUGGCAGUUGCACAAGCAACAAGAAGGGGAGAGUGGAAAGAAACAAAGCUGGGAGUGCAAGGAAUCAUCAAGCCAUUAGGAAUAAGUGCAAAGCUUCAUUAAAAGCUGGAAGAGGAAAAUCCCAACAGCAACACCAACAACGACAUGUAACAACAGAGGAAGAAGAAGAAGAAGGAGAAAACCAACAAGACCACCAAUUCCAACACCUCCAUCUACUACAGCAUCAUCAACAACGACGACAAGGAGAACAAGAAUCUUACACAGGUUUAGACACGGAGCUCUUAAACCCACUUCAACCGCCAAAGAAACGGUCUUCCCUCCUCCCUCCUCUACCACCACCGCCUUCGUUGCUUACUUCAACCGAACAUGCGAGAAAGAUGGGAGAAUCACAGAACCACCAUCUCCACCACCAAGCAGCAACACCGUCGAGAUCGGCGAUGAGAGGCGGCGGUGGCGAGAUCGUGGAGGUGCAAGGCGGUCACAUUGUCCGCUCGACCGGGCGGAAGGACCGCCACAGCAAGGUCUGCACCGCCAAAGGUCCCAGAGACCGCCGUGUGCGCCUGGCGGCUCACACCGCCAUCCAAUUCUACGAUGUCCAGGAUCGCCUCGGCUACGACCGCCCCAGCAAGGCGGUCGACUGGCUCAUAAAAAAAGCCAAGGCGGCCAUCGACGAGCUGGCAGAGCUCCCACCAUGGAACCCGACAGCCACGUCAAUGCAAACGCCUCAGCAGCAGGAACUCGUCCACGGCGAGAGCAAGUCUCUCUCUAUGAACGACCCAAUAGCCGCCUUCAGUAGCGGUGGCGAGAGCAACGCUCUCGCUGCGGCGACUAGAGUUCCAGAACACUUCUCUCACCAACAAUUGGAGAGUGGGAAUGCUAACCACAUAAGCAACAGCAAGUACAACACUGGCUCUGGUUUUCUGCCACCGUCUUUGGACACUGAUAACAUUGCUGAGACAAUCAAGACUUUCUUUCCCGUGGAAGCUACCACGACGUCGUUUCAGAGUUACCCUCCGGCGCCGCCGGAUUUGAGGCAGCAAGAUCUGCGUUUGUCGUUACAGUCCUUCCAGGACCCUAUCAUGCUUCACCACCAGCCUCAGAGCCACCACGAGCCGGUGCUCUUCGCUGGAACUGCGCUAGGCUUCGACGGCGGUUCCGGCUGGUCGGAGCACCAGCACCAGCAGCACCACCACCACUCGGAGGAGCAUAGAUUGCUCUUUGGUGGCAACAGUGGCCAUGGCGGUGGGUUUGUAUUCAACACGCCGUCGCCGGUUCCGUUGCCGGCGCCCGCGUUUGGUCAAUUUUUUUCUCAGAGGGGACCCCUUCAGUCCAGUAACACCCCUUCGGUUCGUGCUUGGAUAGACCCUUCGGCCGAUCACCACCACCACCACCAUCACUACCUCUCGUCGUUGAUCCACCAGGGCUCCGUUGCCGGCGGCAGUGGCUUCUCCACCGGCGGUGGAUUCUCCGGCUUCCGCAUUCCAGCACGAAUUCAGGGUGAAGAGGAACACGACGGCGUAUCCGACAAGCCGUCCUCUGCUUCCUCCGAUUCUCGCCAUUGA
Molecule: messenger RNA, 1605 nt
Organism: Sphenostylis stenocarpa
Lineage: Eukaryota; Viridiplantae; Streptophyta; Magnoliopsida; Fabales; Fabaceae
Source: the annotation of a GenBank genome assembly